This is a messenger RNA of Salvia hispanica, 1772 nucleotides long. NCBI's taxonomy places the organism in Eukaryota, Viridiplantae, Streptophyta, Magnoliopsida, Lamiales, Lamiaceae. The record is from RefSeq and is a predicted model, not a curated record.
GAAUUUGAUUUUAAAUUGCUCCCUUUUUGUUCUCCAUUAAAUAAGCAAGCGGCCUGACAAGAAGUGGAGGAAACUACAAUGAUGUUUCACAUAUUAUUGAGUAAACUAUUCAGUACUUCAACUAUUUAUAUCAUGGAUUUUGUAGUCACUUAAUAUUGCAUCUCUCUCUCUCUCUCUCAAAGAAGGAAGUUGUUUCUCAUCUUUUUCUUCGUCUUGAUCAUAAGAUAGAACGUGCAUAUACCAUGUUGAUAAGUCUGCAGCAAACAUCUACAAAAUAUGUGAAUUCCUCAUCUCAACGCAAAAGAAGGCAACGGACCAACACAGUGCUACACGAAGCUGCAUUAAAGGGCGAUUGGAAUGCCGUUGAAGAGCUUUUGACCAAAAACAAAGACUUGGCCAAAACCGCCAUAACAGAAGGAGGUGAAAUCAUACUGCACAUAGCAGCACUCGAAGGGCAUAAAAAAUUCGUGUCAAAAUUAUUGGAAAUUAUCGAAAUAGAUGACAUGGCAGCUCAGAACGCGAAAGGAUGCACUGCACUAUGCUUUGCAGCUGCAGCUGGUCACACUAAAAUUGCUGAGAUUAUGUUAAAAAAGCACCCAAAAUUGGCCAAUAUUAAGGGUGAAGAUGGAGUUUGGCCACUCUAUAUGGCUGCAUUGCAAGGAUUUGGAGAAAUGGCUGACUUUCUCUACCAUGAGUCAAAAAUCGGAUCGUGGACCCCACUAGAUAAAAUUAAUUUGUUGACGACAGCAAUCGACUCCGAAUUGUUUGAUCUGGCUAUAAAGAUUUUGGACGAAGAUAAUACGUUGGCCAUAGCAGAAGAUAGCAAUGGCGAGACACCAUUGCAAGUGCUUGCCAGGAAGCCAUUGACAUUUUCUCAUAACAAUGGCCAAGGAUUCUGGACCAAGAUUGUACAAUCCUACACGAAGAAGUCAAAGAAUGCAAAGUGUGAUGCCUAUACGUUAAUGGAUCGUUUGUGGGAUGCUGCUGAAUCAUGUAAAGAAGACAUUGAAUCAUGUGAAGAAGACAUAAAAGCAACUAUAGAUUCUUCCAAGUUAUUUUUUAUAGCGGCAGAAUCGGGAAACGAUGACUUCUUGGCCGAAUUAUUUCAAAACGACCAUAACUUACUAUACAAAGUAAAUAAGUCGUCACAUAGCAUAUUCCACGUUGCGGUUUUGCAUCGCUAUCCCAAAGUGUUCAACUUGAUGUAUGAGUUGGGUGGUACCAAAGAUUUGAUAGCAUCAUACAUAGAUAACGAUGGUAACAACAUUUUGCAUUUGGCGGGAAGAUUGGCUCCUCAAAAUCAACUUGAUAGCAUCCCCGGUGCCGCUAUGCAAAUGCAACGAGAAGUAUUGUGGUUCAAGGUCGUUGAGAAGCUUGUUCGGCCGGCGUUCAAAAACAAGAAAAACUCCGAAGGGAAAACGCCUCACGAAUUAUUCACAUCUGAGCACAAAGAGCUAAGGAAAAAAGCAGAGGAAUUCAUGAAGCAAACCGCAAAAUCGUGCAUGCUCGUGACGAUGCUUGUCGCCACCGUUGUGUUCACGACGGCAUUCACCGUCCCCGGCAACAAUAGGAUACUCACGGUCUUUUCGACUUCAGAAGUGGUUGUGAUGUUCUCAUUGCUCACCUCGAUGCUCAUGUUCUUGUCAUUACUCACGUCUCGUUACUCGGACGAGGACUUCCUCAAAAAGCUGCCACUUUGUCUGGCGGUUGGCUUGUCAUCGCUCUUCGUCUCGAUUUUGGCGAUGGAUGUCGCCUACAUAAAUGCUACAUGA